This is a messenger RNA of Oreochromis aureus, 1321 nucleotides long. RefSeq lists its product as uncharacterized. The record is from RefSeq and is a predicted model, not a curated record. The coding region runs from base 299 to 1018 and encodes 239 amino acids. Lineage: Eukaryota; Metazoa; Chordata; Actinopteri; Cichliformes; Cichlidae. The transcript is spliced from 2 exons.
CUUUUGCACAGCUUGCCUACCUUGUUAUUCCUGUGCCAGUUCCAGCAUGCAUGUCUGCCUAUCUGUUGAUUUGUGGCUUUGUGUCUGAAUGCACAUCACACUUUGAUCUCUCAUCUAGCAGCUCAUCGAGAGGACACAGCCAGCCUUCAUUCUGGAGGGAAAGGCCCCACUCGAGCCCACCAGGGGGGAUGGCGGAGGCAGAGAGACCCUCAGCCCUGCUUCUGCUGCACUGCUGACUCAGGUAGAAACUCCUGCACGGUGGCAGAGUGAGAGCCUGCUGGCAGAGUCCUGGUCCACAAUGGGCGAUGUAGACCCAGAGGACACCAAGAGCCUCGACAGCAGUGAUGGGGCACUUCUGACAGGGGAGGAGAACCACUCCUCCAACUCUGACAUGGUCCACCUGGAGCAGGACGAGGCUGAGAUGCUUGAGGAGGCAGAGAAGAAAGGGAAGCGAGCGGAGGAAGAGGAGGAAGAAGAUGAGGAAAUGCAAACAAGUAUGUUAAGCGUGUUGGGUGGGGAGAGGGAGCUGGUGGCACUCAGGGAAGAGGAGCAGGACCUCCAGGCCCCAGAAACUCAGGAGCUCCUGGUGUCAGCAGAGGAGCCUUAUGUGGAGCGUGAGCCAGGAGAGUUCAGGCACGUGGUUCCCCCGAUGGCCCUGCCUCCUCUGCCUAUUGUUAAGCUCGACCCCCCCUCCACAACAUCCACCCCAGUCCCUUCAACCACGACAUCUGAAGUAGAGGAGCUGUAUUCCAUUCAGGGCCUCCACCCUCCUUCUAUUCUAGCACCGAUGGCACCGGAGCCUCCAGCAGCAAGUGUCGAGCAACAACAGUUUUCACAGAUCCCCCUCACAGACGUGGAUAAACAUUCAGUUAAGGAGCCUGCAGAGAAGCUGCAGCCACGGCCAACUGCUCCCAAGACCAAACCUCUGAGCUCCACCGAGCUGCUUUAUGGAGGCGCUGCAUUAGUAGCAAUUGUGGGAGUGGUGGCAUAUAGUGCAGUGGUGUACUGUAGAAAGUAGAAAACCUCUCUCUGAAUCCCCCAAACCACCUUUCAGCACAUUUUUUCUCUUGUUUUUAAAUCUAUUCCAAACUAAAUAUUCCACCACAUCACUAUCCAAGCAAUGGAUUUUACUCUCUAACGCUGUUUGCUAAUUAGACACACUGAUUUGAUGUUUUUUAAUUCGUUUUGUGCUACCUCAGCUCACAGCAGAGCUUGUGGCCUUUGUUUUUCUGUUUGAUCUCCGAGGAAAUGUAUCCAAUAAAAUGUAACCUGAAAUACACAAAUCACUUUAAGUGCAAUUUUAAACUUCCCCAUACUUGAA